Molecule: messenger RNA, 927 nt
Organism: Dama dama (fallow deer)
Lineage: Eukaryota; Metazoa; Chordata; Mammalia; Artiodactyla; Cervidae
Product: olfactory receptor 4C3D-like
Exons: 1
Coding region: 1-927 (308 amino acids)
Biological process (GO): G protein-coupled receptor signaling pathway
Cellular component (GO): membrane
Molecular function (GO): olfactory receptor activity; G protein-coupled receptor activity
Source: RefSeq, a predicted model, not a curated record
AUGGAGCCCCUCACAUCUUCCAACAACAUGACUAAAUUUCUUCUCUUGGGACUCACACAAAAUCCACAACUGCAGAAAAUACUCUUUGUUGUCCUUUUGCCCAUUUUCCUAUUCACUGUGCUAGCCAACCUGCUCAUUGUCAUCACCAUCUCCCUCAGCCCCACACUUUCAGCUCCCAUGUACUUCUUUCUCACUCACUUGUCCUUCAUAGAUGCCAUCUUCACCUCUGUCACCACGCCCAAACUGAUCACUGACCUGCUGCACCAGAGGAGAACCAUCUCCUGGGGUGGCUGCCUGACUCAGCUCUUUGUGGAGCACUUCCUGGGAGGAGUAGAGGUUAUUGUCCUCAUUGUCAUGGCCUAUGACCGCUACGUGGCCAUCUGCAAACCUCUGCACUAUGCGACCAUCAUGCAACAGGGGCUCUGCAAGCUCCUGGCGGUGGUGGCUUGGAUCGGGGGGACCCUGCAUGCCACUGUGCAGAUUUUUUUCACCAUGGACUUGACCUUCUGUGGCUCAAAUGUCAUUGAUCACUUUAUGUGUGAUUUCUUCUCAUUAUUAAAACUUGCCUGUAGCCACACCUACACUCUUGGAAUGGUGGUGGCAGCUAACACAGGGGGCAUGUGCUUGCUCAUUUUUUUCCUGCUCCUCAUCUCCUACAUAGUCAUCCUGAGCUGCCUGAAGUCCCAUGGCUCUAAAGGACGACGCAAAGCCCUCUCCACAUGUGGCUCCCACUUUACAGUAGUGGUGAUUUUUUUUGUCCCUUGUAUAUUCACCCACAUGCGUCCUGUGGCCACUUACCCUGCAGACAAGUGGGUGACCGUGUUCUAUGCAAUCCUAUGUCCCAUGUUAAAUCCUAUCAUUUAUACAGUGAGGAAUGCAGAGGUGAAGGUUGCCAUGAGGAAUUUGCUAAAGAGGAGAGUCACUUAG